AUGUGUACGCUCCAGAGCCCCCUUCUUCAUCUGACCGAACUCGACCUCUCAAGAAACCGGCUCGAGGCCCUGCCAGCAGACAUGACUUCAUUAGUACCUUAUCUGAGCUACCUCAACCUCUCUCACAAUCAAUUUACGGAAAUCCCAAUGGAGCUUUGUCGGCUUACGAACCUUCAAGCGCUGAUCAUGUCCCAGAAUCGCAUCGAAGGUCCUGUCCCACCCCAGAUCUGUGCGAGCCUCGCUCAGCUCAAGACUCUGCGACUCUGUGCGAACCAAAUCACAUCGCUGCCCCACACACUCGCGCGUCUCAACAAGCUGGAGUCACUGUCCAUGGGCUCUGUCUAUGGUGGCAACCUCUUGACAGCGUUCCCAGCCGACUGCAUCCAGCACAUGUCUGCGCUCAGGGAGCUGGAUCUGAGCCAUAACAAGCUGUGCUUCCUACCCGCAGACAUAGGUCAUGUGCAUUCACACUUACGACAAUUGACUGCGUCCGAUAACAAGCUGGAGGCCAUUCCCAAGUCCAUCGGCCUUUGCAAAGAGCUUCGAAGCCUGAACCUGGGACGCAAUCAGCUGACGAGUUUGCCGACAGAGAUCGCAGACCUCAAGCAGCUCGAUACACUGGAUCUGAGCGAGAACCUGCUAUGUGUCAUCCCA
Messenger RNA from Gamsiella multidivaricata, 654 nucleotides. RefSeq lists its product as uncharacterized. The annotation marks the transcript as partial. NCBI's taxonomy places the organism in Eukaryota, Fungi, Mortierellomycota, Mortierellomycetes, Mortierellales, Mortierellaceae. The transcript has a single exon. The record is from RefSeq and is a predicted model, not a curated record. Gene Ontology annotation, molecular function: protein binding.